AUGGCUUCGCCGCAUGAUUUCAGCCCACCACCUACGAUUCCUCUUGUCACGUCUCAGAUCAGCGUGCGCUCUGAAAACUACCCAGGGUUCUUUUGGAACGAAGACGUCGCUUACAGCAAUGAUGCUGCUGCCGAGCUCACUGGCUGCAGCCUUUCAAUCUGCGUGAAAGCUGAAGAUAGCAACUGUCUGUCAGAGCGGUAG
Molecule: messenger RNA, 201 nt
Organism: Peronospora matthiolae
Lineage: Eukaryota; Oomycota; Peronosporomycetes; Peronosporales; Peronosporaceae
Source: the annotation of a GenBank genome assembly